AGGGGUGUGAGCGUGUAAUUACGUGGGUUCCAAAAAAAAAAAAAAGUUGGUCUGAUUUGCUGGAAUCGCACAGGCAGGAGCGAAGGUGCGCCACAUAUGAAGCAGCGCGAGCUCAGGGCGCAACUUCCCACGCGCACAAGCACGCGCGCGUGCAAAAAAAAACAAAAAAAAAAACAAAGUCUCUGCAGCUCCACUUUGACUCUGCUGCAUUUUCGACAAUCUUCCGGACUGCGAAAACCGAGGGAAAGUUGAUGGAUUUUCUCGGAGGCUUUCUUCUCGCUCGCUGCGGAUGAGUACGGCUCGCGGUGCAGGAAUGGCGCGAUAAAAGUCGGCACCAACUCUUCCCCCCCCACCCCCCUCUCCUUCUUCUUCUCCCCGCUCACUUUGGUGUGCAAGCCGACUCGUCAUGUAUUCUCCAAUUUGUCUCACUCAGGAUGAGUUCCAUCCCUUCAUCGAGGCCCUCCUCCCGCACGUCCGGGCCAUCGCCUACACGUGGUUCAACCUCCAGGCCAGGAAGCGCAAGUACUUCAAGAAGCACGAGAAGCGGAUGUCCAAGGACGAGGAGCGCGCCGUCAAGGACGAGCUCCUGAGCGAGAAGGCCGAGGUCAAGCAGAAGUGGGCCUCCCGGCUGCUGGCCAAGCUGCGCAAGGACAUCCGGCAGGAGUACCGCGAGGACUUUGUGCUCAGCGUGACGGGCAAGAAGCACCCGUGCUGCGUGCUGUCCAACCCGGACCAGAAGGGCAAGAUCCGCCGCAUCGACUGCUUGCGGCAGGCCGACAAAGUCUGGCGCCUGGACCUGGUCAUGGUCAUCCUCUUCAAAGGCAUCCCCCUGGAAAGUACGGACGGCGAGCGGCUGGUCAAGUCGCCGCAUUGCACCAACCCCGCACUUUGCGUCCAGCCGCACCACAUCACCGUCUCCGUCAAGGAGCUGGACUUGUUCCUCGCCUACUAUGUCCAAGACCAAGACUCCCAGCAGUCAGGAAGUCCCAGUAACAAUGAGCAAGGCAAGAACCCUCUUCCAGUCUAUUUGGAAGACAGCUUCAUCAAAUCGGGAGUGUUCAGCGUUGCGGAACUGGUUCGAGUGUCCAGAAUGCCCAUUACCCACGGUGCGGCGGUCAACUUCUCCAUGGCGGACAUGCCCGGCCAGCCCUACUAUCACGACCUCAACUCCAGCGUGGGGAUGCACCGCUCCUUGUCCUCCCCUCCCGGCAGCAAAAGGCCGAAAACCGUCAACAUGGAGGAGAACAUGGACACCAGCCCCACGGGCCCCGACUUCUACUCCUCGCCCAGCUCGCCGGCCAGCAGUCGGGCAAAUUGGCACGACCGGGAUGGAGCAGACAUGUCGUCGCCCACCAUGAAGAAGCCCGAGAAGGCCGCCAUGUUCAGCCCCACCUCGCCGCAGGACUCCUCGCCGCGAAUCAGCACUUUUCCUCAGCCUCACCACCCGGGCCUGACGGGCGUCGGACACAGUGUUAUCUCCACGAGGAGCCCCCCGCCGCACUCGCCGCUGCAGUUCUCCGCCUCGGCCAUCCUGCCCCCGGCGCCGUCGUCCUACUUCCCACACAGCACCAUCCGCUACCCGCCCCACCUCAACCCGGCCGACACCCUCAAGAGCUACGUGCCGCCGUACGACCCGUCCAGCCCGCAGAGCGGCCAGCCCAACAGCAGCGGCCAAGUCGUGGGCAAAGUCCCAGGCCACUUCACGCCGGUCCUGGCUCCCUCCCCGCACCACGGCGCUGUGCGACCCGUCUCGCUGUCCAUGCCCGACACCAAGCCCAUCACCACGUCAACGGAAGGCUACUCGGCUCCCGGCACCCCCACGGCGAACCGCUUUGUUGGCCUGAGCCCCCGAGAUCCUGCCUUCCUCCACCAGCAACAGCUGAAGAAGUGUGACUGGAGCGUGACUCAAAACGGCAGGCAUUAUGGCCCCAGUGCCGCCGACGACACUUUGGGGAUUGCUUGGCAAAGUCCUGGUACCUGGGCGAGCUUAGUUCCGUUUCAAGUGUCGAACGGGACGCCGAUCCUGCCAACAAAUGUCCACCAGAACUACAGCAUAAGCAUCAUUGGUGAGCCGCUGGUCCCCGCGGAAACCGGGAAUUGAGCCUCGAGGGUGGACGAGCGCUUCGGAGGAGGUGUGGUGGGCUUUGGGGUUUUUUGUUUUUUUUUUUCCAUGAGGGGGACGCCGAAACCAGCAAAUGCAGCAGCGGCGGCGGCUGUACAAUCCGAACACUCUUCCAUACUAUCCCAAGCCCCCCUCGCCCACUUUUCCCCCGGGCCAUGAUGGACGCCGGCGUAAGGAAGGACGCGUCAGGUGUGCCACCCCUCUCCUCACCCUGACACCACAUAACCACCCACGUGACACACGCACACACACACACACACGCAUACAGUCUACACACACACACACACACACACACCAGCCAGUUGUUGUUUGCAGAACUUUCCAAUGCAUUCAAAUACUGUGAUGUAUAGAUGCCUUAAUGUUUUACUGCAUGACACUCAAAUCUGUGCUUCUGAUGACAAACGCGGGGGCGGGGUCAAACAAAGUCACUGUGUACACCGUCGAAAAACAUUCAGAGUGCUUCUUCGUCGACUGUGAUGCCGGGAGAAACAAAAAUGUUUGUUGCGUGUUGUUUUUGUUUGUUUUUUUGGGAGACUUCCAACAAUUUAGAGAGUUAACUACUUGAGAUUGGGCCCCUCACUAAAAGAUUUAUGACCCCUUUCAAAAAGGUUUUUUUUUGGGGGGGGGGUUGUUAAAGAAGAGCAAUUUCCAUGGAGGCAAGUGCAAUUGAAUUUUUUUUUUUUUUUUUUUUUGAAGGGAAGCUAUCAGUCUGUCAGCCCUCAGACUCUAAAGGAAAGGGGGAUAAACAUGGAAUGGUUUUAUGGGUAAAAUAUUUGGAUUUUAUUUUAUUUUUUUAACAAUUUGAUUUCGGUCCCAGCAGCAACACCAGCACUUGUUUUUUGUUCCGUGUCCUUUCUCAAUUGUACAGGGACAUAUUGUUUAUUCUUUCCUUAUUUAUUUCUUGGCAAAGGGGGGAGGAAUAACCCCUUUGAGAAAGAAAUGAACACAUAUGGUGUGUAAAAAAAGAAAAAAAAGAAAAGAAAAAAAAAGGCAUUUCACUUUUUUUUUUUUGGAUAAGAUCAACAGCAUUUUGGCCCUUGGCUUUGAAAGCGUAUGUUUACAAGAGGAGGAAGAAAGAAGUGUUAUUUGAUGGAAACGUGCAGUGAAAUUGUCAAUCAGUCAGGCGGUGGCAAAAAAAAAAAGAAGAAAAAAAACAACAAAAACAAAAAAAGAUUUUUUUUCAUUAUCGCGCCAUCAACCUCUGCAGUCUUCACUUCAUUUGCACGACGAUACAUGACGUCCACAUGGCGUGCCUUUCUGCAUAUCCACACACACACAUACGCACACAUACACACACACACACACACAUUUUGUUCUUUUUAAUCAUCGUAGGGACACGCAGAGUUAACAUUUUUAAUGUUUUUGUACUCCGAACAUGAACUGUUUAACUUCAUGUAAUAUUUUCAGUGUCACAGUUCCAUCGCGUAUCCAGGCUGUGUAUAGUCAAGUUUGUAAUCUUUUUUUUUUUUUGGUUUUCCCCUCCAGUAUUUUGCCCCCUCCCUCCCCCGCGGCUUUUCUAAUAACCUAUCAUGCUCCCCCCACCCCCCGCCCCCGACUUUCCGCACUCAUUGUCCUUGAAUUCAGAAUGAUGAAACUUAUGCAAUACCAAGUUUUGCCUAUAUAGGUAGUGCUUAUAGACAACGUCAAAUAUUAGAAGCUAGUUUGGAGAUAGACACUAUUGUAAUGCAUUUAUUUCCUUGAUCUUGAUGUUGUUGUUGUUGUUGUUGUUGUGGUGGUGGCGGCGACUGGUUUUUCCUUUUUCUCAUUUCUUUAAUUUGACCAAAGCGGGGCUGCUGUCGGUGCAGUGUUUGUCAAGGUCUUCAAGCUUCGUCCAGUCUACAUUUAGAACGUUGCGUUUUUUGUUUUUACGUCUACACUUGUUUUUACAAGUGCAUCCACGGUGGUUCUACAGCUGCAAAGUCACCUCAUAGUCUGACUGUGAGUAAAAAAUCAAAAAAUUAAAA
This is a messenger RNA of Hippocampus zosterae (dwarf seahorse), 4086 nucleotides long. RefSeq names its product nuclear factor 1 B-type-like. Lineage: Eukaryota; Metazoa; Chordata; Actinopteri; Syngnathiformes; Syngnathidae. Gene Ontology annotation, cellular component: nucleus. Gene Ontology annotation, biological process: regulation of transcription by RNA polymerase II. Gene Ontology annotation, molecular function: DNA-binding transcription factor activity, RNA polymerase II-specific; RNA polymerase II cis-regulatory region sequence-specific DNA binding. The transcript is spliced from 12 exons. The record is from RefSeq and is a predicted model, not a curated record. The coding region runs from base 407 to 2101 and encodes 564 amino acids.